AUGGAUAAACCUCCCCUCUGGAACUGGGGUCUGCUGGUCACCUAAAAUACUGCAAAUGACUCCUCACAGCAGCGUGUCAAUCACAAAACUUACAGCCACAAUGUACCAAACUACCCACAUCCAGUGUGCGAAUCCCACUACUCACAGCCACAAUGUGCCAAACUAUACAUACAGUGUGCUAGUCACACUACUUACAGCCGCAAUGUGCCAAUCAAACUACGCACACAGUGUGCUAGUCCUUACAGCCGCAAUGUGCCAAUCAAACUACGCACACAGUGCGCUAAUCACACUACUUACAGCUUCAAUGUGCCAAUCAAACUACCCACACAGUGUGCUAAUCACACUACUUACAGCCGCAAUGUGCCAAUCACAAUACUCACAGCUGCAAUGUGCCAAACAACACACAUACAGUGGGCCAAUCAAACAACGCACAUACAGUGUGUAAAUCACACUAAUCGCAGUCUGUGUAUGACAAUCACACUACUCUCAGCCUCUAUAUGA
Messenger RNA from Pelobates cultripes (western spadefoot toad), 501 nucleotides. The record is from the annotation of a GenBank genome assembly. Lineage: Eukaryota; Metazoa; Chordata; Amphibia; Anura; Pelobatidae.